Besnoitia besnoiti is the source of this 303-nucleotide messenger RNA. RefSeq lists its product as uncharacterized. The coding region runs from base 1 to 303 and encodes 100 amino acids. The transcript is spliced from 2 exons. The record is from RefSeq and is a predicted model, not a curated record. Lineage: Eukaryota; Apicomplexa; Conoidasida; Eucoccidiorida; Sarcocystidae.
AUGCUAGCCUUCCCGUUUUCCUUUGCACUGUCUUCUCUCAAGCUCCAAGCCGAUAGCCCAGGAGAGGUUCCGUUCGACAAGUUCGAGGAGGCGGUGUUUGCGUUUGUAGCGGGGAAGGUGUAUACUCCACCGGACCAGGAUCUUCUCCUGGCGGCGUUCACCCUUCUCGAUCCUGCUCGUACUGGAUCUGUGAGCGUCGAGGCCCUUCGUGAGUUCCUAGGAGGACCGCCAGACGGACUUUCCAGCGAGAUGGAUGAUUUCAUUGACUACGCGAUGGCCGAAGGGCUCAUUUCUGAUGAGUAA